Guyanagaster necrorhizus is the source of this 1778-nucleotide messenger RNA. Its product is annotated as kinase-like protein. The coding region runs from base 160 to 1638 and encodes 492 amino acids. Lineage: Eukaryota; Fungi; Basidiomycota; Agaricomycetes; Agaricales; Physalacriaceae. Gene Ontology annotation, biological process: protein phosphorylation. The transcript is spliced from 10 exons. The record is from RefSeq and is a predicted model, not a curated record. Gene Ontology annotation, molecular function: protein serine/threonine kinase activity; ATP binding.
GUUACGCCGGCAUAGCAACGGUGCCACCGAAAUUCCCAUCGAAUUCUCUAUCAGCGCAGCAGAUCUAAACAACGCUUGGUACCGAACUAAUUUUAUUUCCAACGAACUGGUCUAACCAGUUCGUUAUUCGCGGACUAUCAACUUUGCACGCACGCAAACAUGUUAACAUCUAUUACUAUUAGUACUGUCUUGUUUACGCUUGCACUCGACUUUCGUCUUCCGCUAUUGCCCCCCGGCCUGCACCUGGACUUGCGUUUGGGGGGCGGGAGAAAUGGCAGCGUUUUCCAAGGAAGUCUCAACAAAACUGUUGUUGCAGUCAAAGUCCUCUCUUCAGAAGCGUCUUCUGACGCUUUCUUCGACCGGGUUCAUUCGUGGAGGAGUUUGAAUCAUGCUAAUAUCUGCGAGGUUUAUCGCGUGUCCUCCAACGAGGACGACUCCCUCUAUCUCGUUAUGCAAUGCCAUGUCAACGGGAAUAGUCGGCAAUACUUGACAAGAAACCCCAAUGUUGAUCGCGGAAAAAUUAUCCUCGAGACUGCCCUGGGCAUGCAAUAUCUGCAUUCGUGUGAUGUCAUUCAUGGAGGUCUCAAGCCGACCAACAUUCUCAUCAGAGACAACGGAGAGGCAUGUGUCUCUGACUGGGCUACGGUCGAGAUACAGCCAAGCAGAAACAAGGAAGCGCACCGAUAUUUUAGUCCGGAAGCGUGGAAGGGAACAGUGUCGCGACCUUCAGACGUGUUUUCGUUCGCGAUGAGUGCAUACGAGUUAUAUACCCUCUCCCAGCCGUGGGGCGUACUGUCCGAGAAACAGAUAUACCAGCUUGUCGUGGCAGAAGAUGCCCGACCUGACCGUCCAGAUCCAACCCGGGACGCCCGCGUGGGCCUGAACAACUAUUUCUGGGAUGUCAUCGAAGAGUGCUGGCGAAAGGAGCCUCGCAUGCGGCCAAGUUUCGACAUUGUCGUGCGUUUAUGGAGAAGCUAUGGAACAGACACUCCCCAAGAAGUCUCUGCUUUCAAUGCCAAGGCAAUGCCUGCCGCUGUGAUAGCCUCUCUGGCCGCCGAAUUUGGCCAACUGUCUACUCGGUCGACUAGCUUAGGCCGGAGUUCGACGGUAGCAUCGACACGCUCGUUCAAAUCUGGACCACCAGCCUACGAGAAACCUCUGACAGCAUCGCCAACAUCGCCUCUAUCGCCUUUGUCAAAUUAUACCCCUUUAUCUUCGCAGAUCUUUUCCCCGACGUUGUCGAGUAGCACAGAUGCCUCCUCCCUGUCCACCCCAAGAUCCCAUCCCGUGGACGAUCUACCACCUAUCAGUCCAGUUUCCAACCCGUUACGGGUUAACUCGCUCUCAAAUAGCUCGGACUACUCGCGACACUGGGAUCCUACGAGCACUUUAGCAAGAUCCUAUACUCCGCAAUUAUCUGCCUUUGCUGAGGUGGACGAGCAUAUUGUUCGUAGCGAAUCACCGUCACUAUGGGAGACAAAACGUCGUGGGAUCGGUGCAAUAACACAUCAACCUAUUGCUACCGCGUGGGAUCGUCGGUCGGGAUUGUCUGCCGAAAGUGAAGGACUUUCUGGCACCGGGUCAUCAUCCAGCUUGUCCCGUAUGUGUUUGCCUACUCCGAAUGACGCUUAUUGCUAAUAUAUAUCUCGUAGACCCACCGAACGCCAUUCUUCUGGUUGGCGCGUUACAGGCGGAAGUGCAAACAACUCGCCGACGUGCCUUUAUCGACAAUUGCCUUUCCAAGAUUCAAUAUGUCGCCACACAAUGCGACAAAGGCG